Ilyonectria robusta is the source of this 603-nucleotide messenger RNA. RefSeq lists its product as uncharacterized. Bases 1 to 603 code for a protein of 200 amino acids. The transcript is spliced from 5 exons. The record is from RefSeq and is a predicted model, not a curated record. Lineage: Eukaryota; Fungi; Ascomycota; Sordariomycetes; Hypocreales; Nectriaceae.
AUGGCAGGUAUACGACGCUGUGGCAGAAAUACCAGCAAUAGGGCGGAAGUCGACCUUCUGAGCGGUUAUGAUUGCAAAACCACACGGAUUAAGUUUUCAGCUCAUCUACCAUUGGCGCGGAUCUCGGCAGCUCGUGGCUUUGCGGGGAGGCAUCCCAGUUCAAUAGACCGGACAAGGAGCGGAAAAGCGCCAUCCUCAUUGGAGCCCAUGCCGCGAUCGAUCGAUGCUGCCUUUCUCACGCCACCAAAUAACCAGCUGAAGCCGAGUUCUGGGGACAAUUCAUACCGAGCUGGAGUGUUUGCUGGUCUGGGGAGUUUCCUGUAUGGUUACGACCUCAAUAUCCUGGUGAAGCCAGCUGUCUCUAGUCACUCCUUCAAUGACAUGUUCAACCCCAGCACUGCGGAAAUCGGUCUCGUGAUAUACCUCCUCGCAGCUGGUGUCUUUGUGGGAGCUGGCAUUGCGGCACGGCAUAAUAUCUAUGCCACAGUGACAUUGGACCAUUGCGUAGCACCGGCAGAAUACCGAGGCAACAGUCGACCUGGUGAUGGACCCUCUCUCUAUAUGUUUCUCAGCUCAUUUGCUAGAGGUGGGCCUUUAGCCUAA